UGUUUGGAUGACUGUCUAUUUGUUCUUUCAAUACAUAUAUUGCAUAAAAUAUAAAUUGAACAGAUUUACAAAAUAUCAACGAAACACCCUGACGUGACCCGGAAUUGGCGACUUCACUGUAUCUCACUGGUAAAAAUGUAAUAAACAGUGAUACAAUGGAACCCGCAAUGUAAUGAGAAUCGAGUAUUUAAUGAAAAUAAAAUUGGCAGUGAUUUUAAAGAAACUCAAUCUUAAAGAAAGAAAAGUAAGUGAUUAGGAAUUAGGCCUACCAUGAUUAGACAUUAUGCUUUACCAUUAGUUAAAAGUUUCAUUUUCAAGAUUUACAUGGCCCUGCAUUGAAAUAAAAUAUUUAUUACAGACUUUGUGUAGUUUUUACAUAGACUGACCGGGUAAGAAUUAGUCAGGAACCAAAUUCACCGGUAGCCUCAUCCUCUUUGCAAGAUGGAAGGCAGGAAAAGGGCACACUCUGAUGCAGGUGAAAGUGUGAAUAGUCCAACGCCACACGACAGUGACACUGAAAAGUCAACAACUACAUUAGAGAGUUCAACAACUACAUCAUCAUCUGAACCUUCGAGCAAAAAUGAUUCAUUUUUUCCAAAUAGCACUUCCAAAUGGAGGCGAUCUGAUGUAGACAAAUUGGGAAUAAAACUCUUGUACAGGGCUUGUGCGAUGGACGUUGUAUAUGAAUGGGGGCUAUAUAAAAUGUUUAGAAAGGAUGUCGUUUCAGAAGAAUUGAAUACUUUGGAGGAAAUUUUAUAUGUGUGUAAUUCAAUUGAAGCAGAUUUCACAUCGUUUGAAGAAUUACAGAGAAAGUUUAUUGGAAAUCCCGCGAUAUGUAAUGAAUUCAUUCCAACAGAAAAGAUGCCCAAUGGUAUUGGAUUAUGUUCAUCCCGCUUUGAGGAGUUUCAACAAAAAUUGGAACUUGUUUUAAGAGAGGAAAUUGAAGUGAACGAUUCUGUCUCAGAAUCCAACUUUCAAACUUUAUUUGAGGACUUUCUCAAAAUAUGUGGCAUAAUCACCAGGCACCAACCUGAUAUUGCUAUAAAAAAGAUGAAGGUCAAAGGUGAAAUUGUUUCUUCAGCACCAGAUAUAGUAUGCUAUGGUUUGGAGGGGAAAGUUUUAUGUGUUGUAGAGGUUAAAAAGAACAUAAAAGGUGAAGAAGAUACAAAUGGCAGUCCUGUAAUCAAGAAAACAUGCCAUGCAUCUUCAGAAGUAGAUCCCUGCCUACCAGAUGCCCUUCUUGCUCAACAUAUAGGAGAACUGUUGGCCUAUCUUGACAAAUCAGUGACACAUAUGGAUCUUUGUGGAAGUGUUGGUAGAGAUAUUCUUGGAUUUACGGUUGAAAAAACACAAGUGACAGUUACACAUCUAGAGUUAACUGAACUCAGCUGGGAAAAAAUUCAAAAUACCACCAGAAAGGGACCACUUAAGCAUGUGGAGAAACCGGUUCUUCACUACAGUCGACAAUAUGACUUUUUGAAAAAAUCGGAUAGACAAGAAUUGUUUAAGGUUAUUCUCCAUAUAAAAUUAAUGCAUUUUGUUCAUGAAAAAGUAGCAGGGCAGAGAAAAACUAAGGGGACAACUAACAUCCUGUCUAAAAAAAGAUUUUGACAAAUCACCAUCAUUAAUGCUGUAUUGAAAUAGACAAGAGGUAUUUUUUGGAGUAUUUCAACCAAAGAGUAGGUCUGGGUGACCUAUGUUUGAAAUUUUUUGGUUGUAUUUAGAUAUUUCAGAUACCACCUGUAUCUGAAGUAAUUUGUAUUAAUUUCCUGACCCGAAUUGUUAGAACUUUUAUAUGAUAUGUUUCUUAUAUAAUAUAAGAUUGUAAAUUGUUCAAAUCAUAGUCCUCGGGUGUAGGCUUGGAUCACAAAAUAGGGCUGAUUUUAAGGGGGGAAAUGUCUCUGACUAAAAAUUCCACAGAAAGGGAUAAUAAAAAAAUGAAAUCUGAUGAAAAACUACAACAGAACCAUUGAUUUGCAACAACCCAUUUUCAUCUCAAGAACCACCGAGCCAAUUUCAACCAAAGUUGCACAAAGUAUCCCUGGGUAAAGGGUAUUCAAUUUUAUACAAAUGAAGGGCCAUGCCCUUCUUCCAAGGAAAGAUAAUUAUGAAUAAGUGAAAAAUUAAUGGCAUCAUUUAAGAACCUUCUUCUCAAAAACAACUGUGCUAGAAAAUAUGAAACUUACGUGGAAUCAUCCUCAGGCAGUGUGGAUUCAAGUUUGUUCAAUUCAUGACCCCCUGGGGUUGGAUGGGGCCACAAUGGGUGAUCAAAGUUUUACAUAGGAAUACAUAAGGAAAAUCUUCUCAAGAACAGCAAAGCCAUGAUUAGUCAUAUUUAUUUGGAAGCAUCCUCAGGUAACGUAGAUUCAAUUUUGUACAAAUCAUGACCCCUGGCGGUUUGGGGGGGGGGGGGGGGGGCACAGUGGGCAAGCAAUGUUUAAUACAGGAAUACAAAGGGAAAAUCUUUAAAAAUCUUCUCAAGAAAAGCAAAGCUAUGAUUGGUCAUAUUGAUAUGGAAGCAUUCUCAAGUAGUGUAAAUUCAAGUUUCUUCAAAUCAUGACACCCAGGGGUAGGGUAGGGCCACAAUGGGCAGUCAAAGCUUUACAUACAUAGAAUACAUAGAAAAAUCUUUAAAAAUCUUCUUCUCAAGAACAGCAAAGACAUUUAUUUUUAUAUUUAAACUUUUCAAUACUGAAUUGAUAUCUGCUUUUUCGUAGCCAAAGUGCUGAAGAGAACAAUGUGGCCCAUGUGCCUCUUAUUUGACUUUUUGUAGAAAUAUAAAUAUUUAAUAAAGUUGUGUUGU
Messenger RNA from Saccostrea cuccullata (small rock oyster), 2803 nucleotides. RefSeq lists its product as uncharacterized. The coding region runs from base 442 to 1611 and encodes 389 amino acids. The transcript is spliced from 5 exons. NCBI's taxonomy places the organism in Eukaryota, Metazoa, Mollusca, Bivalvia, Ostreida, Ostreidae. The record is from RefSeq and is a predicted model, not a curated record.